AUGGCUUCGAAACUGCAACUUUCUGUCAGAAAACUCUCCACGCUUCUAAAACCCCACUUUUCUUCUUCAUCUUCUUCUUUAUUUUUACUCAGGUCUCGUUCUGUCCUUAUACAAUCCGCAAGAACCAUUAAUCACUACUCAAACAGUUACUCUUUUCCUCCUUCAAGAACCUUCUUCUCUUCUCCCUUGUUAAAUCUCAACUCAACCGACGCUGAAGGUCCCGCUGCUAUAGAUUACCGUUCGCUUUUACAGGAGGAUGAAUUUCACUCUCUAGCUGAUUCAACCAUUCAUGAUCUUCAAGAGAAAUUGGAGGAAUAUGGUGAUAGUGUUCAAAUUGAUGGCUUUGACACCGAUUAUGGGAAUGAGGUUUUGACUCUAAAGCUUGGAGAUAUAGGGACUUAUGUGUUGAAUAAACAAACCCCGAAUCGGCAACUUUGGUUGUCUUCCCCUGUGAGUGGUCCAUCUAGGUUUGAUUGGGAUCGAAGUGCUCAAGCUUGGGUGUAUAGACGGACAAAAGCACAUUUGUUGACUGUCUUGGAAAGUGAAAUAGGGCAACUGUGUGGUGAACCUAUCAAACUUGCUUAG
This is a messenger RNA of Dovyalis caffra, 585 nucleotides long. Lineage: Eukaryota; Viridiplantae; Streptophyta; Magnoliopsida; Malpighiales; Salicaceae. The record is from the annotation of a GenBank genome assembly.